CUAAGGACAAAAGGUCAUGUACUUUUGUACAAGCUAAUCCAAUUGCCGUAGUGGGAAGAGUCGAGAACGAAAUAAAUUCAACAAUAGAACAAUCCUCAUGCAUAAAUGCUAAGAAAUUGUCAGCGGUUUUGCUUAAAGCACAAUCUUUACAACUGCACAAGGUUGGAUGAUUUGCAUUAGAUGAUGAUUCCCUGUUUUGCACUGAAAAUAGCGAGGUUAUUGCAGGUGGAUUAAAAAUGAACCAAACUGUUCAUUCAUGGCUUGGUUGCGGAUUGAAUCGAGUGAGCAGGUUAACAGAAAAAGGUGCUUUGUUAUAUUGAUAGCACUAUUUUCAAUUUAUGUCAAUUCCAAUCUCAUCCAAGCUACUCCUGAAGGGGAUGCACUCCAAACAAUAAAAGAAAUGCUUCAUGCAGAAGUAAACUGGAUAGGGAAUAAUCCCUGCCAAGGUUGGGAAGGUGUGAAUUGCUCCGAUAAUCAUGUAGUUGACUUAAAUCUCUCGGAAAAGAACCUUCAUGGUAAACUGCCUGCACAAAUUGGGUUACUUUCCUACUUAAAUUCCUUAAAUCUGACAAGUAACUCUAUAGAAGGAAAUAUUCCAACUGAAAUAGCUAACUUGACAAAUCUUCAUAAUUUGAGUUUCCGAUACAAUUUAUUAACAGGGGGAUUUCCACAGGUUAUCUUGAAGCUGAGAAAACUGGUAGUUUUGAGGCUUGAUAACACCCGUUUGUCAGGGCCAAUUCCUUCAGAUAUUCAGCAACUAUCUUCACUAGAAUACUUGUAUUUGGGCAAUUGCUCCUUCUCUGGGCGCAUCCCCACUGAGAUUGAAAAGCUUUAUAAUCUCAAAGUCUUGUCAAUAUGGGGCAAUUUUAUCAAUACAACAAUUCCAGUUGAGCUGAGCAAAUUGACAAAUCUUGAGAUACUGAAUCUCCAUGACACUCACAUGUAUGGUAGCUUGCCUCCAGAAUUUGGCAGCCUUAACAAGAUGAAAAAUCUGUCACUUCAGGCCAAUCUCUUUACUGGGACUGUUCCCGAUUCCUGGAUUUCUAUGGUUAAUAUUAAACACCUAAAUGUUUUUGAUAAUCGAUUAAGUGGACCCUUUCCUACCUGGCUUUCAAGAUUCAGUACCAGAAUAAAUUUAGGUUGUAACUACUUCUUUGGGCCAAGUCCAAGAGGCUUUCCUGAGACUACUUUUGCAGGAAAUUGUCUGGAUUCUGACCUGGAUAGUCAUGCAAAAUGCUUGGGUUCAUCCAGUUGUGUUUCCUUUUAUUCUCAACCUGAAAAUGCUCAAUCUGGAUACCGUCUUCAACAUCACAAACAGAAGCACACAAGGAUUGUCUUAGGGGCUUCUAUAUCUGGUAUUUUGUUGCUUGUGAUUCUUGUUGUCACAUUUUAUGUAUUGAAGAGGAAAAUCAAGCAGGCAGGAAACUCACAAUUGCUUCCUGUUGGUACCCAGUCAAGCACAGAUACUUUGGGAAGUGAUAAUAUUGAGCCAUGGGAGGUCCCAAAUGGAAUGCGAAGAUUUAGUCUGAAUGAGAUUGUAAAAGCCACAGAAGGCUUUAGUAAAACCAAUGAAAUUGGCUUUGGAGGGUUUGGUAGGGUCUACAAAGGUUAUCUUGACAAUGGAUGCAUGGUGGCCAUCAAAAGGGCAUCUCCUUCAAGCUUUCAAGGACACAAAGAGUUUCAGAAUGAAAUAGUCAUUCUUAGUAGAUUACAUCACCGCUGUCUGGUGAAGCUUGAAGGGUUCUGUGAGGAAGGCAUGGAGCAGAUUCUGGUGUACGAGUUCAUGAAAAAUGGCAAUCUGAACAAUUUGAUAUCAAACAAACAAUUACAAGAGAGUUUAAGUUGGGACAAAAGGAUCGAAAUUGCUAUUGCAAUUGCACAAGGACUUGAUUACUUGCACUCAAAUAUUGACCCUCCUAUCAUACAUCGAGAUGUCAAACCAAGCAAUAUUUUGCUGGACGAACACUUCAGUGCUAAAUUAUCAGACUUUGGUAUCUCCAGGACCACACCAGAUAUAAUCAACACUCACAUUUCAACUGCACCAGCAGGCACUAUGGGGUAUGUGGACCCACAGUAUUUUUUGCGGCGUCACUUGGCUCCAUCUAGUGAUGUAUAUAGCUAUGGAGUAGUUUUACUUGAACUCAUUACUGGACAAAAGGCCAUCGAUCAUGAUCGCUUAGAAGAAUUUAAUCUUGUUGAAUGGGUCAAGAUCAAAUUUCAAGAAGAUAACUUGGAAUCAAUUAUAGAUCGCCAUCUUUUGCAUGGCAAUCCUCUCCAAGAGUUUUUGCCUGUGAUUAAAUUAGCAUUGAAAUGUACUACAUUUGAUAGAGUUGGACGUCCAUCCAUGAAGGACGUUGUACAAAUACUGAACCCUUUGCUAAAGAACCAUUCUACUUCUAAACAAGAAAACAAACCGCCUGUUAUUGAAGCUAUUGAAAGUAGCCUUAUACCAUAUUCCCAAAGCUCUACAACGCAGGAAACAUUUACAUUAAAUGAUAUGACCUUCACCCUCACUGGGCGUUGACAUUCAUUAGAAAACCCUAUGUGCAGUAGCCCUUUUGCUUUAAAUAUUCAUCUCAGCACUUUCUUCCUACCAUUCAAUAUUUGAUUUGUACAGUUAGUAUCUAAAUAAACUUUCGAAAAUCAGUCCUAUUCAAGGUUACAAAUCUCUCAUUCAGUUUCAAUUUUGAUUUUAGGUCAUCAGCUAUGAAAGGCAAUCUAACAAUACUUUUUAAAUUCAUAUCCUCGUAGAUAUUAGUAGGUUUAACCAGUGGUUAAAUGCAAGCUUGCUGCGAUCACAGCCUACUGUUAUUGGCCUCAAAUAUUGUCGUAGUUAUAUGCAAGGAAGUUUUAUCACAAACUAUGCAUAUUUUAUUGUUAUCAUGUUAUUCGUAACCUGUUUCUGGAUAUAUUCGUGUAGUUUAUUCUAUUUAGUGAGUAACCUCAAAUGAUGUAGAAGUAAUGAAAUUGAAAUAUAAUCAAAAUUCUGCAAUUCAA
Cryptomeria japonica (Japanese cedar) is the source of this 2997-nucleotide messenger RNA. Its product is annotated as probable LRR receptor-like serine/threonine-protein kinase At1g06840. NCBI's taxonomy places the organism in Eukaryota, Viridiplantae, Streptophyta, Pinopsida, Cupressales, Cupressaceae. The transcript is spliced from 22 exons. The record is from RefSeq and is a predicted model, not a curated record. Gene Ontology annotation, biological process: protein phosphorylation. Bases 257 to 2524 code for a protein of 755 amino acids. Gene Ontology annotation, molecular function: ATP binding; protein binding; protein kinase activity.